UGCUCGCCUGUCUCGCCGGAGCAGGGAGGCCGAGACGCGGGCCUAGGGCGACCUGUUCAAGGUCACGGGCCGUACCAGUCUCCGCCCCUCGAGCCCUGCGGCGUGCCGGGCCCACUGAUGCAGGCGGGGCCGUUACACUAAAGCCUGUGGCCGGCCUGCCGUCUCGAAGAGGGCUGGCGGCGAGCGAGGGCGGCUUCCUGGAGGAGGUGGUGGCGGGCCCAGGGUUCGGAGGCUGGAGCUGGGUCGCAGCCCGGCCGGGGCGCUGGUCUGUGGCUGUCAGUUCCUUGCUGGAGAAUUUGUCCACAAAGAGUUGCCAAGAUAGCUGGGCCAGGAAGAAAGCGCCGUAGCCCUGACCCAGACACCGUUGCCGACCCCGGGGCACUCUGGCUGUCACCCAAGCGGCUCAAGAUGUCUGGUGGGGCCAGCACCACAGGCCCAAGGAGAGGGCCCCCAGGACUGGAGGAGGCCACCAGUAAGAAGAAGCAGAAGGAUCCAGCAAACCAGGAGAACAAGGAUGGAGAUCCUAGGAGAGGUGGGUCAGCAUUCACUCGGGAGGAGCCGACCAAAGACGAGUUGUUGCUUGAUUGGAGGCAGAGUGCUGAUGAGGUGUUUGUCAAGCUGCGUGUGGGAGCCGGUCCCCUGCGGCUGGAGGAGGUAGAUGCUGCCUUCACAGACACAGACUGUGUGGUGCGGCUUCCAGGUGGUCGGCAGUGGGGUGGUGUUUUCUAUGCUGAGAUAGAAAGUUCUUGCACCAAAGUGCAGGCUCGCAAAGGUGGCCUCCUGCAGCUGUCACUGCCCAAGAAGGUGCCUCUGCUCACGUGGCCCUCUCUCCUGAAGAAACCUCUUGGGACCCAGGAGUUGGUGCCAGGGCUGCGGUGCCAGGAGAAUGGGCAGGAGCCGUCUCCUGUUGCCCUGGAGCCAGGCCCUGAGCCCCGCCGGGCUAAGCAGGAGGCCCGGAACCAGAAGCGGGCCCAGGGCCGUGGUGAGGUAGGCGCAGGGGCUGGCCCUGGGGCCCAAGCAGGGCCCAGUGCCAAGAGGGCUGUGCAUCUCCACAGAGGGCCGGAGGGGGAAGGGUCCAGAGAUGGCCCUGGACCCCGGGGUGAUGCCCCCCAAUUCCUGGCUGAGCCGGCCACCCAGGCUGAGGCUGAGGAACAGCUCCGUGUACCACCACUGAACCCCCAGACCUGCCUCCUGGGCUCAGAGGAGAAUCUAGCACUUUUGACAGGAAAGAAGGCAGUAGCCCCCAGGAAUGACCCAGUGUCCCCAGUCAUGGCCCGGAGCAGAGACUCUGAGAAAGAUGAUCGUUCCAAAGAGGAGAUGGCAGUGGCAGCAGAUGCUGCAGCCUUGGUGGAUGGUAAAGAGCCCAAGUCCAUGGUGAACCUGGCAUUUGUCAAGAAUGACUCGUAUGAGAAGGGGCCGGACUCAGUGGUGGUGCACGUGUACGUGAAGGAAAUCUGCAGGGACACAUCUCGAGUGCUUUUCCGCGAGCAGGACUUCACGCUUAUCUUCCAGACCAGGGACGGAAACUUCCUGAGACCGCAUCCGGGCUGUGGGCCCCACACCAUCUUCCGUUGGCAGGUGAAGCUCAGGAACCUGAUCGAGCCAGAGCAGUGCACCUUCUGCUUCACGGCCUCUCGCAUCGACAUCUGCCUCCGCAAGCGGCAGAGUCAGCGCUGGGGGGGUCUGGAGGCCCCAGCUGCACGAGGUGCAGUGGGUGGUGCAAAGGUAGCCGUGCCGACAGGUCCAACCCCUCUGGAUUCAACCCCACCGGGAGGUACCCCCCACCCCCUGACAGGCCAGGAGGAAGCCCGGGCUGUGGAGAAGGAGAAACCCAAGGCUCGAUCUGAGGACACAGGCCUAGAUGGUGUGGCAGCCCGCACCCCCAUGGAGCAUGUAGCCCCAAAGCCAGAGCCACACCUGGCAUCGCCCAAGCCCACAUGUAUGGUGCCUCCAAUGCCCCACAGCCCGGUGAGUGGAGACAGCGUGGAGGAAGAGGAGGAGGAAGAGAAGAAGGUGUGUCUGCCGGGCUUCACUGGCCUUGUCAAUCUAGGCAACACCUGUUUCAUGAACAGCGUCAUCCAGUCUCUGUCCAAUACUCGGGAGCUGCGGGACUUCUUCCACGACCGCUCCUUUGAGGCCGAGAUCAACUACAACAACCCACUGGGGACUGGUGGGCGUCUGGCCAUCGGCUUUGCUGUGCUGCUCCGGGCGCUGUGGAAGGGAACCCACCAUGCCUUCCAGCCCUCCAAGUUGAAGGCCAUUGUGGCGAGCAAGGCCAGCCAGUUCACAGGCUAUGCACAGCACGAUGCCCAGGAGUUCAUGGCUUUCCUGCUGGAUGGACUGCACGAGGACUUGAACCGUAUUCAGAAUAAGCCCUACACGGAGACCGUGGACUCAGAUGGGCGACCUGAUGAGGUCAGAGUUGGGGGCGGAGGUGGGCAUGUCUCAUGCACGUCCCCGUCCCCAGGUCUCCUCGGUUCUCACCACUCUGCUCCUCAGGUGGUAGCUGAGGAAGCCUGGCAGCGGCACAAGAUGAGGAAUGACUCUUUCAUCGUGGACCUAUUUCAGGGACAGUACAAGUCGAAGCUGGUGUGCCCCGUGUGCGCAAAGGUCUCCAUCACUUUUGACCCGUUCCUGUACCUGCCGGUGCCCUUGCCACAGAAGCAAAAGGUUCUCCCCAUCUUCUAUUUUGCCCGGGAGCCCCACAGCAAGCCCGUCAAGUUUCUGGUGAGCAUCAGCAAGGAGAACUCCAGUGCAAGUGAAGUGUUGGACUCCCUGUCUCAGAGUGUCCACGUGAAGCCUGAGAACCUGCGUCUGGCUGAGGUGAUUAAGAAUCGCUUCCACCGUGUGUUUUUGCCCUCCCACUCACUGGACACUGUGUCACCUUCCGACACACUCCUCUGCUUCGAGCUCCUAUCCCCAGAGUUGGCUAAGGAGCGGGUGGUGGUGCUAGAGGUGCAGCAGCGCCCCCAGGUGCCCAGCGUCCCCAUCUCCAAGUGUGCAGCCUGCCAGCGGAAGCAGCAGUCAGAGGAUGAGAAGCUGAAGCGCUGUACCCGUUGCUACCGCGUGGGCUACUGCAACCAGCUCUGUCAGAAAACCCACUGGCCUGACCAUAAGGGCCUCUGCCGCCCUGAGAACAUUGGCUACCCCUUCCUGGUCAGUGUACCUGCCUCACGCCUCACUUAUGCCCGUCUUGCUCAGCUGCUAGAGGGAUAUGCCCGGUACUCUGUGAGUGUGUUCCAGCCACCCUUCCAGCCUGGCCGCAUGGCCUUGGAGUCCCAGGGCCCUGGCUGCAACACACUGCUGUCCACUAGCUCCCUGGAGGCUGGGGACAAUGACAGGGACCCUGUUCAGCCACCGGAGCUCCAGAUGGUGACCCCUGUGGCUGAGGGGGACACAGGGGUCCCCCGGGCCUGGGCAUCCCCUGAUCGGGGCCCUGUGCCCAGCACCAGUGGAGUUUCUUCUGAGAUGCUGGCCAGCGGGCCCAUUGAAGUUGGCUCCUUGCCUGCUGGUGAGAGGGUGUCCCGGCCUGAAGCUGCUGUGCCCGGGUACCAACACCCAAGUGAAGCCAUGAAUUCCCACACACCCCAGUUCUUUAUCUAUAGAAUUGAUGCAUCCAACCGAGAGCAGCGGCUAGAGGACAAAGGAGACACCCCACUAGAGCUGGGUGAUGACUGCAGCCUGGCUCUAGUCUGGCGGAACAAUGAGCGCCUGCAGGAGUUUGUGUUGGUAGCCUCCAAGGAGCUGGAAUGUGCUGAGGAUCCAGGCUCUGCUGGUGAGGCUGCCCGUGCUGGCCACUUCACUCUGGACCAGUGUCUGAACCUCUUUACGCGGCCUGAGGUGCUGGCACCUGAGGAGGCUUGGUACUGCCCGCAGUGCAAACAACACCGCGAGGCCUCCAAGCAGCUGUUGUUGUGGCGCCUGCCGAAUGUGCUCAUCGUGCAGCUCAAGCGCUUCUCCUUUCGCAGUUUCAUCUGGCGUGACAAGAUCAAUGACUUGGUGGAGUUCCCUGUUCGGAACCUGGACCUGAGCAAGUUCUGUAUCGGUCAGAAAGAGGAGCAGCUGCCCAGCUAUGACCUGUACGCUGUCAUCAACCACUAUGGAGGCAUGAUCGGUGGCCACUACACUGCCUGUGCACGCCUGCCCAAUGAUCGCAGCAGCCAGCGCAGCGACGUGGGCUGGCGCUUGUUUGAUGACAGCACGGUGACAACGGUAGACGAGAGCCAGGUCGUGACGCGUUAUGCCUAUGUACUCUUCUACCGCCGGCGGAACUCUCCUGUGGAGAGGCCCCCCCGGGCAGGUCACUCUGAACACCACCCAGACCUAGGCCCUGCAGCUGAGUCUGCUGCCAGCCAGGGACUAGGCCCUGGCCAGGCCCCUGACGUGGCCCCCACGCGGACAGCCCCUGAACGCUUCGCCCCCCCUGUGGACCGCCCAGCCCCCACCUACAGCAACAUGGAGGAGGUCGAUUAGCAGGUCCCUGGCUGGUGGGGGGACUGGGUUUGGGGGAUCCCCCACAGAGGGCCAGCUCUUUGACGCUUCUCCUUCUCUAACCUAGAGGACACUGGCUUCGUCAAUGGGGAGUUGGGGGGGGUAUGAUUUGAGGGUGGAAACCUCACUCGUUGGGACCUCUUGUCAACUUGACCCCCCCAGCCAGUGGGCCUUGGCUUCUCUAGCCAUGCCCAGUGCUGUGUGAUUUGAUUCUAAGUUGUACCUUCAAUUCUUUCUGACUCGCAUUAUAAACAUUAUAAUUUUAUUCUAAAAAUUGUAAUUUUUUUUUUGCAUUUUGGAAGUGAUUGCUGCUGUUUAAAUAUAUUUUAAAAAUAAAUGACAAAUAAGCAGA
Molecule: messenger RNA, 4843 nt
Organism: Lagenorhynchus albirostris (white-beaked dolphin)
Lineage: Eukaryota; Metazoa; Chordata; Mammalia; Artiodactyla; Delphinidae
Gene: USP19
Product: ubiquitin specific peptidase 19
Exons: 26
Coding region: 409-4473 (1354 amino acids)
Biological process (GO): protein deubiquitination
Molecular function (GO): cysteine-type deubiquitinase activity
Source: RefSeq, a predicted model, not a curated record